UAUGCAAAUCUAUCAGGUCACGCCUCCUGGCGGCGCAGUGCGGGUCAGGGGACAGCAGAUAGCAAAGAGCUGACGGUCAAACCGGCCAGGUUGGUCAAAGUCUCGGCUUUCCACACGAAAUUCCAGCCACAUUUGUAUGUAUUUCGACGGAUUUCGGCUUCGAAGUUGCAGUGUGCUUGCUAGGUUUGAGACUGGAGGAUUUUCGGGCUUCAUUCCCGAGUGGAAACGGACUCUAUUCAGCCGGAGUGCGUGUGACAAAUUUAUUUUUCCUUGACGAUUUGUCGGCAGGCGACUUUUCCUUUGGUCUGGUGAAGCAGACGAUACGACUUUACUGAGAGGAUACUGUGGACAGACGGCUCCAAAAAAGGAUGGCGGACACUUUGGACAUCGAUCCCGAGCUCAUCCCUCCAAUAGCGAGGAAACGGAAAACGAUCGACAACUUCGGGACGUUCUGUGCGUUCGUCUUGGCGUAUGAGGCACAGCUACAGAAGAUGAGAAGUAGUCCCCACAACAGCACGGGCAGCUCUGCGGGGAGCGACACCACAGAGAGCACCACCAGCGAGGUGCCUGACCUGGAGGGCAGCUCCAGCUCCUCUCAUUCCUUCACGUCUCCGACCCACGGCUUUCCUGCGCCCGCGCGCUCCGUCAGCAAGACCAAGGGCAUGAGUGGCUCCGACAAGAAGAUGAAGAAGGAGAAGAAGAAGAGGAGAAAGCAGAUUCUGAGCCAGCAGGCCUUGGAGACAGGUGUCGUGACAGAUGAUUCACUGUUCGAGCGCCCAGACCCCGCGGAACACAAAACUGCCAAGAGGAGAAAAAGGAUCUCCAACGAAGUUAUCGAGUCUGACGAUGACUGGAACCUGGUGACGUGCUUCUGCCAGAAGCCGUUCGCGGGGCGUCCCAUGAUCGAGUGUACGGAAUGCACCAUCUGGAUCCACUUGUCGUGUGCAAAGAUCAGAAAGUCCAACGUCCCGGAAAUAUUCAUCUGUCAGAGGUGCCGCGAGGCCAGGCACCAGAUCCGGCGAUCAUCGAGGCAAAAGGAGGAAAACUCCAGCCCCAGUCCGAGCCCCAGCCCCAGCCCCAGCCCUAGCCCCCACAUCUCCAGUAGUGACUCGGAGGACUUGUAAAAGCGACGUCCAAUCACAGAACUUUGUGUUGAAAAACCGGAUACCGUUCUGUUCGUAUCCGACGUGGUGGUUUGGCGGGAAGUUGACUCUGUUUUCUGACGGUUGGACUGGAAAGAUGCUUACGAUGCAGUCCCCUUACUACGUAGUCUGUUGGUAAUGCUCAACACCCCCAUUUUGUAGUGGAACAACCCACCUUGGUUGGUUUUUCCAACUGAUGUUGGCCAGGUCCACUGAAGAUGUAGGGGUGUUCAUCACAGCUCUCUUGGGGAAAGGUCCAGUGAUUUUUCCAUGCGUAUGGAUGUAUAUUGCGAGUUCUAUGAGAGAUAUAUUGUAAAUAUGACAUUGUUCCAAGUUCAAAUGUUACAUGUUCAACCUUUCUCCUUCUGUACAAAGAGAACUCUACUACUUUCCCCCUGUAAAUUCUAGCAAAAGGUUCUUUGUCAAAUGUCAAAUGUUUCUCGACGGCAAAUCUGUUGAACAAGUUGAAUUUUAGUUGUCUUUUUCUACACGUCUAUGGAUUUUAGUUUUAUUUGAUUGGUGAACAGCAAAAAUGCAAUGACAAGAAGUCCAGUAUGUAUCACGGUGUUGAAAGUUCUUUGUAAUCUUAAAGCAAGAAGGAAGGGUGAGGGUGGGCAGUUGGUUAUCAUUACCGUUAAAAGUGUUUCUCAAAAGCCACAGAACUGUGUAUUGAGGCAAAGUCUACUUGUGCUGGUCACAUGAGUUUUAGGCCAUGUUUGGAUCUAAACUUGUAGUGGAAGAGGCUUUAAUAGCUGGUAAGGUGAGAGAAGUAGACCAAACAGCACAAAAUUUUGUAAAUUUGAACUUGAUAUUCAAAUCGGUGACUCUUCAAAUUGAUCUCCAUUGUCCUUGCAUAGCGUAUCUGUCACACUCUGUAUGAACUUAGAAUCAAACCGUCAAACUUUUCUUUUCUAUUUUUUUGCUGUUGAUCAGAAGUAAACUAAACGGUGCUAGACUCUAACACAAUAAGAACUCAGUAAUUUGGUGCAUUACGCUCUGACUUUUUGAGUCUAAGAAGGAAUGACGAUACUUCAAUUUUUAAAAAAGUCUUAUUAACACUCAGCAUCUGUUUUUUGUUAUUAAAGCAAGUAAUUAUUUUAACGGCAAAGGGAUCACGUGGUGUAAAAAUGAUUUUUGGAUUUGUUUGAAAACUGGAAUAUCAACAUAAAGGGCUCUUUCAAUUCAGUUGAUUUUAAUAUUUUGUUUUGAAGAUUUCAAAAAGUUGCAAGGUGUUAGGGAGUAUAUGUUCGUAUGAUUUUGUAUAUGAAAUCUUUUCCUAAAUGUGAAUAAAGAGAUCUGGCCUUACGAAGAAAGAGGGAAA
Messenger RNA from Branchiostoma floridae (Florida lancelet), 2463 nucleotides. Its product is annotated as PHD finger protein 13-like. The record is from RefSeq and is a predicted model, not a curated record. The transcript has 7 exons. Bases 369 to 1124 code for a protein of 251 amino acids. Lineage: Eukaryota; Metazoa; Chordata; Leptocardii; Amphioxiformes; Branchiostomatidae.